Leguminivora glycinivorella is the source of this 1641-nucleotide messenger RNA. Its product is annotated as zinc finger protein 782-like. The coding region runs from base 222 to 1466 and encodes 414 amino acids. The record is from RefSeq and is a predicted model, not a curated record. Gene Ontology annotation, biological process: regulation of transcription by RNA polymerase II. The transcript has 3 exons. Gene Ontology annotation, molecular function: DNA-binding transcription factor activity; RNA polymerase II cis-regulatory region sequence-specific DNA binding. Lineage: Eukaryota; Metazoa; Arthropoda; Insecta; Lepidoptera; Tortricidae.
UUGAGGUCGUGUAAUGCUUAGUUUUAUGGUGAAUCGGUUUAUAUAGAGAAUUGCGUGUUAAUUUCACUUUAAUCAAUAAGUAGUUGUACUAGCGCAACGUGUAACGAUAACUAUUUUGUUUUUGCACAGUAAAUGUACUUCCGCUUUCGUUGAUUGUUCGACUUAAAACUUGUUAUAGUUGAAAGGUUGUCACAGAGACCAGCUUUUCAAAAGACAAAAAUAUGUCUCUAGCUUCAGAAGACGCUGUUUGUGUGAAGAUAGAGCCCGGAGAGGAGUGUCUGAAACCAGAGUCUGGCGAGAUGUGUGUAAAGACAGAGCCCGUAGAGGUGUCUGUGAAGAUAGAGCCUGUCGAGAUCUGUGUGGAGAUAGUGCCUGAAGAGAUGUGCGGGAUGAUGGAGCCCGGGGAAUCGAGCAUGGAGGAGCGGGAUUGUGAAGACGGGGAGUGGCAUGAAGAGUGUGCGGACACUGAAGCCGGGAUGUACACUGACUAUGAGAAUGAGUAUGCGCUGUGCCCUGAGGAGUGGGACCAAGCAGGCACAUUACAAGUGUGUUCGGACGGCAGCGCUGGAGAACAAAGCGGUCAGGAAUCCCACACAACACAACACUCGAUGACACACUCUGAAGACAAGCCAUUUAAAUGUAGCUACUGCGAAUACACGUGCAAGCGUAAAGAAAACUUAAUAACACAUCGGAGAAUGCACACUGGCGAAAAGCCAUACAAGUGUGUUUUUUGCGACUUCAAGUGCACUCAGAAAAAUAACUUAAGGAAUCAUGAAAGGACUCACACUGGGGACAAACCUUUCCAGUGUCGCCACUGUGGUUACAAAUGCAGUCGGAAAUCACACCUAGACAUGCACAUGAUGAUACACACUGACUCAAAGCCAUUUAAAUGUAGCGAAUGCGACUACAGGUGCAGGCAGAUGGGAACCUUACGAGUUCACCAAAGAGUACACACUGAUGAGAAGCCGUACAGUUGUAGUCAUUGCGACUACAAGUGCAGAGACAGUUCAACGUUACGAGAUCACGAAAGGACACAUACUGGCGAAAAGCCCUUUGAGUGCAGCCUUUGUGAUUACAAAUGCUGUGACAAAUCAAACUUACGGAAGCACAAUUUGAAACACACUGGUGAGAAGCCUUUCAGUUGUGACUCCUGUGAUUACAAAUGCAGUGUUAAAUCUUACUUGAAAAGGCAUCAGAUGAAACACACCGGAGAGAAACCUUACAAGUGUAGUCAUUGCGACUACAAGUGCAUAACUAGUUCGGACUUAAGAAAUCAUGAAAGGACACAUACUGGCGAUAAGCCUUUUCAGUGUACCCAGUGCGAGUACAAAUGCAGUAAUAAAACGAGUCUACGGAAACAUGUGAUGAUACAUAAUGAAGUGAGGCCAUUCAGUUGUAGCCAGUGCGACUAUACAUGCAAUAGGAAAUCAAGCCUUCAACGACACCAGAUGAAGCAUACUACAUAAUAUAGCAAAGUCAAUGUGUGGCCUCAGUGAUCGCAAGUGUCGUCAGUCUAUAUCUAUAAUAUGCCAACUUGCGAGAUUGCAGAACUAUAGAAAACUAGCUUUUGCUCGCGUUAAAUUGGACAACAGGCUACUUGACCCUUUUUUAAAGUCUAUCUUAUAUUAUUAAUUACUGUCC